Hemiscyllium ocellatum (epaulette shark) is the source of this 2952-nucleotide messenger RNA. RefSeq lists its product as uncharacterized. NCBI's taxonomy places the organism in Eukaryota, Metazoa, Chordata, Chondrichthyes, Orectolobiformes, Hemiscylliidae. The record is from RefSeq and is a predicted model, not a curated record. Gene Ontology annotation, cellular component: nucleus. Bases 122 to 1396 code for a protein of 424 amino acids. The transcript is spliced from 3 exons.
CAGCUGCCGACAUUGCUCUUCCGAACGAAAAUGUGACAGGAUUUUAACGAAUUUUUUUUUUCCUCUCUCACCAAAAUCGUGGGUGGAAUUGCCACCCCUUGGAAGGCGUGGAGUGGUGAAGAUGAGGAACCAGCUGUGGAGCGUGCCACCCUUCCGGAAGAUGCCAGACCGACGGAUCCGCAAAGCCCGCUUCAAGGACCGCGACCUGCGUGUGCUCAUCGAUUCCGUCAUGGAGAGACGAGGGGACAUCUUCGGUGAGGGGGGCCAGCCGCCCACCAUGCAGAGCCGCCGCCAGGCUUGGCUCUUCGUCAUGGAGAAAGUCAAUGCAGUGUCUGGGACUCGCAGGACCUGGGAGGAGGUGCGGAAGAAGGUCCAUGACCUGAAGAAAAGCACCAAGGAAAAACUGGCUUAUAACAGAAGAGCUCGCCAGUUAUCGUGUGGUGGCAGACCAGACGUCAAAACAUUGACAGAGUUCGAGAAUGAUAUGAUUCUGCUUUUUGGGAAAGAAAGCUUUGAAGGGCUUGAUACUGUGGAUCUUGGAGUCAUGUCAAGACUCAGUGAUCAAGGAGAAACAAGUGGAUCAUCAACCACAGCUGCAAAACAGCACCUUACACCCAAGUACCAAAUAUCAUCACCUCAAGCUGAAGCAGGCACCAGCAUAGAUACACCCACUGGAGGAGGUAAUAGUAUUGAGGAUGAGGAAGAACUGGGUGAGUCACUAAACAUUAGUGAGGACAGGGGACCAAUAUUGGUAGAUGAUGAGAGAUCAUCCUUUGAAGGGUGGAGGCCCCAUAUGCUGGGCCCUCCAAUUGAGGCAGAUGCAGAUACAGAUCUCAGUGGGCCUGCUUUCAAACGGAGACUGUUAGAACAUGAAUUCAGCGUUGAACAGUCACUUGCCUCCAUACACACCACAGUGGAAGAUGGCAUGGUUAUGUUGGACCAACGGUUGUGUGCAUUGCAGUCUGCUAUUGAGCACGUGGCAACACCAGUGGCAUCUGCAGUGGAGACCUCACUAACGCAAGCCUUGGACACAGUUGGGUCAUCACUCAUGAAUGCUCAUUCUGCUGCUAUAGAAGUUUUGGGGUCAAAACUCCAAGAAGCUGUCAAGGCAGGCUUCACUUCUCUUGGAGAACGCUUGCAGGCAACCAUGGCUGAGGGUUUUCAAAGUCUUAUAGAAGCCCAAUGCUCUAUGCUCACUCAGAUAAUUGGUCAACGUGAAAAGCUGGCCUCUUCUACUGGAAUUGUGCACGCCCAUCAAGUUGACAGUCAUUCAAGUGGGAGUUUGGUGCCACCAAAAAAAAAACAGGUGACUGCAGGUGCUGUCUCUGAAAAUCUGGAAUCCAGAGCAACUCAGCAUCAGAGACCCAUGGGACUGAUGCAGGUGCAUCAGGGUUAGUUGCAGAUACAGGUAGCAGGACUUCUGUAUUUGAUGCAGCUACAGGGUUGGCUCUAGCUGCCAACUUGUGCAGAAAGGCUAGGAGAUCAGCACUAAGUCCUGAUGCUUCUACUCCCUAUUUUCCUCCCCCCUCCAAACCUCCCUGUCCCAUCUUGGACGCUGAGCCUGUCUCUGCCAGACUGCACAUGAAGUUGCAGCUGGUACAGCAAUUGACUCUGGACGCAGCCAACAUAUGCUGUGCUCUGUGUGCUGUUUUUUAAAACAUGUGUAUUUAAAUUUAAAAUGUUUGAGUCAUGGUGAGAAGCACUCACACUGGAUGACUUGUUCUGGUGUCAGAUUGGUGGGGAUUGUGCAAGUAGCAAAACCUGAGCAGCUCAUUGAGGGGAUCUGUAGCAGCAUCUGUACUUAUCUGGUGCAGGAAACAAUCCAUUGAAAGUCAAGGGGCCGGCAAAAUUUAGAAUGGUGCAGGAAGACACCCUGGUGACUCACUCUUCUGCAGUUGACUUUAUUCAUUCAGGUUCUAUUUUGUUUUAAACAGAAUAAAGCUUCUGGGAGUUUGCUUGUUUGAACCUUGAAUUUGGCAAUUUGGAAAGGGUAAAAUGUCCCAUUGGUGAAGUUCACUACAUGCUUAAAGCCUCUUGUGAAUAUUCCUGUGUCAUAUCUGCAUAAGCCAUUAAUCUAUUUAAGUAACACACACAGGAAUAGGCUACGAGUGCUUUAAACAAUUUCAAUUUGAAUUUUGAAGUAAGGAAAUUUUACCCUCUACUCACACUUCCUAUGUUGUCAGAUUAAGCCAAUUUCAUAUUAAUUAACAAAUCCUUUCCCUCCUUUCUGACUCUCCGUGGCACUAAAAAAUAACUAAGUAAGAAAACAGAUUGUCUCAUUAGUAUAUGUGCUAGUUUAAGAGAGUGCCAUGGACUGUAUACUGAGAAGGUUACAAGCUGCCCAAAGCUCAAUAAUGGAUAUCUUUUAUAUUUGGGGAAUGGGGAGAUUAAUGCAGUGCCCAAUAUUAACACCAGGGAGACAGUUACAUGCUUCUGCUUCCUGCGUCAACACCUAUGCAGUUGGCCACAAGCUGUUUGCCAGUGCUGUUCCUUAAAUUGCUUAGUAGUAGGUGAUGUGCACAAGUAACAUGGAGAAUCUGCAUGGUACACAAAGGGGUAAUGUGGGAGUGGAGACAAAAAAUAAUACAGCACUGCUUAACUGAAUACAUGCAGUUUACUUUUAAUACAGUUCAAAUCUUUCCUUAUGUGGCAUAAAACCUGAAGGAAUGUAUUCAGAAACUAACCCAAUGAGAGUUAGAUACAUUCUACUGGAAAAGUAUCAAUAAUUGUACAGCAUUUACAAUGUAGAAACAGGUCAGUCAGCCCAUUAACUACUUAAGUUCCACACAAGCACCCUUCCAACUCAUUUUCAUUCAAUCUAAUCAACAAGAUCCUUCUAUUCCUUUCUUCCAUUAAAUGCAUCUUUGCUAUUUGUUUCCACUAUUUCACAUUCUCGUCAUGCUGUGAGUAAGGAAAGUUUCUUACAAAUUCUCUAUUGCAUUGAUCAGUGAU